Messenger RNA from Xiphophorus hellerii (green swordtail), 5161 nucleotides. Its product is annotated as receptor-type tyrosine-protein phosphatase F-like. The record is from RefSeq and is a predicted model, not a curated record. Gene Ontology annotation, molecular function: protein tyrosine phosphatase activity; protein binding. NCBI's taxonomy places the organism in Eukaryota, Metazoa, Chordata, Actinopteri, Cyprinodontiformes, Poeciliidae. Gene Ontology annotation, biological process: protein dephosphorylation. The transcript has 30 exons. Bases 69 to 5045 code for a protein of 1658 amino acids.
CUGUUGGGACUGCAUGAGAGAAUAAGGGCAGGAUCAGGACCUACAGAGGGAGUACCAACUGUCAGGACAUGGAUCUUAGAGGGAUGUCAUCUUUCCACAAGAUGGUUCAUUUCUUGCUCCUCGCUAAGUUCCUUCUGCCUUCUGGCACAUUGAGUAUACCCAAUUUCAUCAAGUCCCCAGAUGAUCAGACAGGGAUUUAUGGAGGUGUUGCUUCAUUCAUUUGUCAGGCUACAGGCGACCCUAAACCUCUUAUUACCUGGAAGAAAGAAGGGAAGAAAGUCAACUCUCAGCGCUUCGAGGUCAAAGAGUUUGAUGACAAGUCAGGCUCAGUGCUGCGUAUCCAGCCGUUGAAAACCAACCGUGAUGAGGCCAUCUAUGAAUGCACAGCCAGCAACAGUGUUGGAGCAAUCGCUGCACCUGCCAAGCUUAUUGUCUUAGAGGACGACCAGAUACCUGCUGGUUUCCCCAACAUUGACAUGGGACCCCAGCUGAAGGUUGUGGAGCGAACAAAUACAGCUACGAUGCUGUGUGCAGCCAGUGGAAACCCAGACCCUGAGAUUUUCUGGUUUAAAGAUAUGUUGCCUGUGGACAUCAGCAGCAGUAAUGGGAGGAUAAAACAGCUGCGGUCAGAACAACUCGGUGGUACACCAAUAAGAGGAGCACUUCAGAUUGAAAACAGUGAUGAGUCUGACCAGGGCAAGUAUGAGUGUGUAGCUGUGAACAGCGCUGGCACUCGCUUUUCUAGUCCUGCUAACCUUUAUGUUCGAGAUCAGCGAGAAGUCCGGCGUGUGCCUCCCCGUUUUUCCAUCCCACCCACUAAUUGUGAGGUGAUGCCUGCUGGCAGUGUCAACCUGACAUGUGUGGCAGUGGGUUCUCCAAUGCCUUUGGUCAAGUGGAUGAGUGAUGAAGUGGAGCUGACCCAGGAGGAUGAGCUACCCCUUGGCCGUAAUAUCCUGCAGCUUACCAAUAUUCAACAAUCUGCUAACUAUACCUGUGUUGCCAUCUCAACUUUGGGUAGGAUUGAGACCACAGCUCAAGUCUUUGUCAAAGCUCUUCCGAAGAUGCCUACCUUUCUGCAGGUGGUAGAGACCACAGCCACCAGUGUUACUCUAACAUGGAAGUCUGGGAAUGCUGAGCCUGUGUCCUACUAUUUGGUUCAGUACCGUUCUAAAACUUCUGGCAAUGGUUUUCAGGAGAUAGAUGGUGUAGCGUCAACUCGCUACAGCAUUGGCGGUCUUAGCCCCUUCUCUGAAUAUGAAUUCCGUGUCCUUGCCUCUAAUAGUGUUGGGCGGGGGCCUCCAAGCAGAAUUGUGGAAAUCUGUACAGGUGAGCAGGCACCAUCAUCACCACCUCUUCAUGUACGGGCACGAUUAUUGAGCUCCACCACCAUACUGGUGGAGUGGGAAUCUCCUGAGGAGCCAAAUGGUCAACUGCAAGGUUAUCGGAUCUUCUACAGCUCUGAGCCCAGUAAUCCACUCAGCACCUGGCAGAUACACAAUAUCAAUGACAGCAAGUUCACGUCCAUCUCAGGACUAACGCCUACCACCACUUACAGCCUAAGGAUGCUUGGCUUCACAUCUAUGGGAGAUGGGCCACUGUCUGAUGUUCUGCAGUUAAAAACCCAGCAAGGAGGUGAGGGUUUCCCACACUACAACAGAAGGAUCACCAGGAACCCCGGAACCAGCAACAUCAAGACCCGCACCGACUACCGUGAAACCAUAGGUGGCCGCUUGACCUGCGUCGGCGGCACCAUCACCAUUGCCAGCAUUCACCAACUGUUGCCUGGAAAGCCCAGUAUGAUGAUCAGUACAAUGAUGGGGAAUACUGCUAUGAUCCAAUGGCAACCUCCUAAGGAAAUGGUGGGAGAGCAUUUAGGCUACCAACUGCAGUACAAGAGAACAGAUGAGAAAACAUUUACUGUCAAAGAUUUCAGGAAGACAGAUGAUCAUUUUACACUUACCCGCCUCCUUAAAGGGGCUACUUACAUUUUCAAACUAUCUGCUAAAAACCAAGCAGGCACUGGUGAAGAAUAUAUAAAAGAGAUAAGCACCCCUGAAGACAUGCCCAGUAGCUACCCCCAGAAUCUGAGAGUGGUAGGCCUCACCUCCACUUCAACUGUAUUGGUUUGGGAACCUCCUCCUCUGUCAGAGAGGAAUGGAAAGAUUAUAAAGUAUGUAGUGGUAUAUCGGGAUAUUAAUAGCAAGCACAACAGUACCAAUAGUACCACAGAGUCACAAAUGACUAUCCUGGACUUGCAGCCUGACACAACUUAUGACAUCAGAGUCCAAGCUUUCACCAACAAGGGAGGAGGACCUUUCAGCCCCAGCAUUCAAAGCAGAACCACAUCAACAUCUGUGCCAGUGUUUGUCAAAAACUUUGAUGUGAAGGCUGUGAUGAAAACCUCUGUCCUUUUGUCCUGGGAAGUACUAGAAACAUACAAAUAUCAAAUUCAACUCAAGAUUCUGUACAACAACCAAAGGGUAGAAAUUCAAGGUGACCUGAAGAAAAAGCUGAUCACACAGCUACAACCAGAUACAUAUUAUUCUUUUGUGCUGAAGAGCUAUGGGAAUGGAGCUGGUGACCUUCAACAGCAGGUUUCUGUUCGAACCGCUCCAGACCUGCUGUCAGUGAAACCAACUCGAUAUCAGCCAACUGUGGAUGAAGACAGGGUGACUAUUGUUAUGCCUGAGGUCCCAGCUGAAGCCCAUGUAAGGUGGUUCUACAUAGUUGUAGUCUCUGAGACCCUUGUUUCUUUGGAGAGAUGGGAAAACCCUGAAGACAUAGACAUAUAUGAGAUCCUGGAGGCUGAUGCUGACAACACAGGGCAGACACACAGUCAAGAUUUUCUACAGCCCUUCAUUGUUGCCAAGAUGGCUGUUCUGCCAGAGAUCUUCAUGCUUGCCGAUGAAAAGAAAUACAAUGGCUAUUAUAACAGGCCUCUUCCUAUCCUGCAACAGUUCCGUUGCUUUGUUCUGGCAGACCUAAAAGAUCUAGAAUCUGUAAGUAUCCCUUGUAGGACGUUUGUUGCCAGUCCAUUUUCUGACACAUUCGUGGUGAAUGUCAGUGAAGUCACAAGCCAAGCUCAGGAGGACCCAGAGAUGUUGUGGGUGGUUGGUCCAGUGCUGGCUGUCAUUAUCAUUAUUAUCACAGUGAUUGCUAUUUUACUCUUUAAAAGGAAACACACAUCUUCAGCCAAGGAUGAACACAUAUUAGAGAGAAAAGAUUCCCUCAUGACCUGCAUCACUGAGCCUGUGGAGAUGAGAAGACUAAAAUGCCAGACAUUAGGGAUGAGGGACCUUCCUCCCAUACCUGUUUGUGACUUGGCAGACCAUAUAGAGAGACAGAAGGCUAAUGACAGUCUACUCUUUUCACAGGAAUUUCAGACUAUUGAUCCAGAACAGCAGCUCACCUGGGAGCAUUCCAAUCUUGAGAUCAACAGAUCUAAGAACCGCUAUGCAAAUGUUAUUGCUUAUGACCACUCCAGGGUCGUCCUCACACCGGUGAAUGGAGUUCCAGGAAGCAACUACAUUAAUGCCAACUAUAUAGAUGGCUAUAGGAAACAGAAUGCUUAUAUCGCCACACAAGGGCCACUGCCAGAGACAAUUUGUGAUUUCUGGAGGAUGGUGUGGGAGCAGAGGAGCUGCACAAUUGUUAUGAUGACCCGUUUGGAGGAGAAGUCAAGGGUUAAGUGUGACCAAUACUGGCCUAGUCGUGGUACAGAGACAUAUGGAACGAUUCAAGUGACCAUACUGGAAACUUUGGAAUUGGCAACUUAUGUCACAAGAAUAUUCAGCAUUUACAAGAAUGAAUCAUGUGAGAAAAGAGAAGUGCAACAGUUGCAGUUUCUAGCCUGGCCCGAUCAUGGAGUGCCUGAGCAUCCUACCACAGCACUGGCCUUCCUUCAUAGAACUAAGGCAUGUAAUUCACCAGAUGCUGGUCCUAUGGUGGUUCAUUGCAGUGCUGGCGUUGGGCGCACAGGCUGCUUUAUUGCUAUUGAUUCUAUGCUCGAGAGGAUGAAAUACGAAAGGUCUGUCGACAUAUAUGGUUAUGUGACAUGCAUGCGAGCUCAGAGAAACUACAUGGUACAAACAUUGGAUCAAUACAUGUUUAUACAUGAAGCACUUCUGGAAGCUGCAACAUGUGGCAAAACAGAAGUCCCGGCCCGCUGUCUGUACACCCAUCUCCAGAAACUCACUCAAAUUGUUCCCGGAGAGAAUCUUACUGCCAUGGAACAAGAGUUUAAGAAACUGACUUUGAAUGGAAGUCAUAAAACAUCCACUCAGAGAUGCAUCAGCGCCAACCUGCCAUGGAACACAUUCAAGAACCGCCUGGCAAACAUUAUGCCUUUUGAAUCUAACCGUGUCUGUCUGCAACCAAUCAGAGGCAUAGAGGGCUCUGAUUAUAUUAAUGCCAGUUUCAUUGAUGGAUACAGGCACCAGAAAGCAUACAUUGCCACUCAGGGACCACUGGCCCAAACUACUGAGGACUUGUGGAGAAUGUUGUGGGAACACAACUCCACAAUUGUAGUCAUGUUAACCAAACUGCGCGAGAUGGGACGGGAAAAGUGCCAUCAGUACUGGCCAGUGGCGCUUUCUACACGAUAUCAGUACUUUGUUGUUGAUCCAGUGGCUGAGUACAACAUGCCUCAGUACAUACUCAGAGAGUUUAAAGUCACAGACGCCAGAGAUGGUCAGUCAAGGACCAUCAGGCAGUUUCAGUACACUCACUGGCCAGAGCAAGGAGUGCCCAAAACCGUAGAAGACUUCAUCAACUUUAUUGGUCAAGUUCAUAAAACUAAAGAACAGCUUGGACAGGAUGGACCAAUCACUGUACAUUGCAGCGCUGGGGUCGGACGGACUGGAGUAUUCAUCACUUUGAGUAUCGUGUUGGAGAGGCUGAGGUACGAAGGCGUGGUUGACAUCUUUCAGACAGUCAAGAUUCUCCAAACUCAAAGGCCAGCCAUGGUUCAGACAGAGGAGCAGUACCACAUGUGCUACAGGGCAGCUUUGGAGUACCUGGGAAGUUUUGAUGUCUACGCAAUGUAACCUGUCCUAUAAACACACAAAGCAAAAAGCUGGAACCAAAGCCAAAACUAAUUUUUUUGCUUAAUGAAUAAGGAGUCAGUGAGGGGCCAGUGAGGAGAUGACCACUGCAGGAAAAC